Aspergillus homomorphus CBS 101889 is the source of this 1530-nucleotide messenger RNA. Its product is annotated as putative MFS drug transporter. Gene Ontology annotation, biological process: transmembrane transport. The record is from RefSeq and is a predicted model, not a curated record. Gene Ontology annotation, molecular function: transmembrane transporter activity. The annotation marks the transcript as partial. The transcript is spliced from 7 exons. NCBI's taxonomy places the organism in Eukaryota, Fungi, Ascomycota, Eurotiomycetes, Eurotiales, Aspergillaceae.
ACAUUCAAUGAGCAAACCAACUAUGUUCCCCCAAAGACCAUCAUCACAAUCUUCCUAGCAUGCUCAACAGUCGACCUGAUAGCAAUCAUGGAUCAGACAACACUAGCCGCCAGUCUCUCAAUCGUAGGCGAAGCCCUAAACGCCAGCGACAAAACGUCCUGGAUCUCCGGCGGCUAUUUCGUCACCUCAACCUGUUUCCAGCUCCUCUAUGGCCGUCUCUCAGACGUCUGGUCCCGUAAACACGUCCUUUACACCGGGUUGGCAAUCUUCUUCGCAGGAUCUCUCGCCGCCUCCUUCGCCCAAACAGCCACGCAACUCAUUAUUUUUCGCGCCUUUACCGGCAUCGGCGGCGGCGGCCUCGUGACAGUAGUUCAACUCAUUGUCAGCGACAUCGUUCCCCUCCGCGCCCGCGGCAAAUAUCAAGGUAUCCUGGGCGCUGUGGUUGCGCUCUCCAAUGGACUCGGACCCAUAGUCGGAGGUCUGUUAGCGACGCCCUCCUCCUGGCGCUGGAUCUUCCGCCUCAAUCUUCCCCUCACAGCCCUAACUACCCUCUGUGUGCUCUUCUGCCUCCCGCUCCGCAAAGUCACCGGCAGCUGGAAAGCCAAACUCCGAGCCAUCGACUUCUUCGGCGCCCUGCUGGCACUAACUGGCACUUCCCUCCUUCUGCUAGGCUUAACUUGGGGCGGUGGGAAUCUCCCCUGGGCCUCCGCGCCGGUCAUCGGAACCAUCACCGCCGGCCUCACUCUUUGCGUAGCAUUCGUCAUCUGGCAAUGGAAAGGCACGAGGUACCCGUUGGUCCCGAUGCACAUUUUUCGAUCUCGAAUCGUCAAUGGGGCGUGCAUUACCAUGUUUCUACACGGGUGGAACAUCCUAGUGCAGCUGUACUAUAUUCCCGUGUUCUAUCAGCUGGUGAUGGGAUACUCAGCGCUGAAGGCUGCAGCGUUGCUGCUGCCAAUCACCAUCAUAGCGUCAAUAAGCAGCACCCUGUCCGGUCUCCUCGUCCACUGGCUCGGUCGUUACCGAGAACCCAUUCUUUUUGGGUGGGUAGCCUGGGCCGUCGGGCUAGGUUUGUUUUCGACCUUGGACGGCUCCUCGGGGCUGGGGAAGCAGAUCGGGUAUGCGGCCUUGACGGGCGUGGGGGUGGGGAAUACUUUGCAACCGGCCCUGAUAGCCAUCCAAGCGGGUGUCGCAAGACGGGACAUGGCCGUCACGACCUCUUUCAGAAACUUCACUCGGAACCUGGGAGGGACCCUCGGCCUUGCUGUUGCUGGGACAAUUCUCAACAAUCUUCUCACCACAGCAAUAAGCACAACAACCAGCACCCUCAACCUAGCUCUUGCCGACAAGAAAGCUUUCCUUAGAAGUCCAACCACCUACCUCGCCCAUCUUCCUGCAGACGAAGCCGACAAGCUCCGCGUAUUACUUAUCCCAGUCUACCAGCGCGGAUUCCGGAUCGUGUUUCAAAUUGGAGCCGGAAUGGCUGGGCUCGCGGUGAUGCUGGUGUGGAUCUUAAUCCCGCAGGUCAACCUU